UGGAUGCUGACGAAGGCUUGUGAAGCUGAGAAGACAAAUUGCCCUCAUCAUUAUCUCCAGGCUUGUCAAUCAUACAUAUUUGCCUAUUUACCUCUGAGAGGCAGAGCACGCUAGGAACGAAGAGAAAAACCAGAAAGUGUGCUCUCAAGAGAGGAGAGGUGUUUGUGUAGAACUUCACUCCAGGGGAGGCAGACACCACCAUCCAGGAUGGCAACCAUCACCUGCACCCGGUUCACAGAAGAAUAUCAGCUCUUUGAAGAGCUGGGAAAAGGAGCUUUCUCAAUUGUCAGGAGGUGUGUGAAGGUGUUAUCGGGACAAGAGUAUGCUGCCAAGAUUAUAAACACCAAGAAACUCUCAGCUCGAGAUCACCAGAAGCUGGAACGUGAGGCUCGGAUCUGCCGUCUCCUGAAGCAUCCAAAUAUAGUGAGACUCCAUGACAGCAUAUCAGAAGAGGCACACCACUAUCUGAUAUUUGACCUGGUCACCGGUGGGGAGCUGUUUGAGGAUAUUGUAGCCAGAGAAUUCUACAGUGAAGCAGAUGCCAGCCACUGCAUCCAGCAGAUCCUGGAAGCUGUUUUACAUUGCCAUCAGAUGGGUGUAGUGCAUCGAGAUUUAAAGCCAGAGAACCUUCUCCUGGCAUCCAAGCUGAAGGGAGCUGCUGUUAAAUUGGCUGACUUUGGCCUUGCCAUUGAAGUGGAGGGAGAGCAGCAAGCUUGGUUUGGUUUUGCAGGCACUCCAGGUUACCUUUCUCCAGAAGUUCUCCGAAAAGACCCUUAUGGCAAAGCCGUGGACUUGUGGGCAUGUGGAGUUAUUCUCUAUAUUCUACUGGUUGGCUAUCCACCUUUCUGGGAUGAAGAUCAACACCGGCUAUACCAGCAGAUCAAAGCUGGAGCUUAUGAUUUUCCUUCCCCUGAGUGGGAUACUGUCACUCCUGAAGCAAAAGAUCUCAUCAAUAAAAUGUUGACAAUCAACCCAUCCAAACGUAUCACUGCAGCAGAAGCUCUGAAGCACCCCUGGAUAUCACACCGCUCCACUGUGGCUUCAUGCAUGCACAGGCAGGAGACCGUGGAUUGCUUGAAGAAGUUCAAUGCCAGAAGGAAGCUAAAGGGCGCGAUCCUCACUACCAUGCUUGCAACCCGCAAUUUUUCUGGAGGGAAAAGUGGCGGCAACAAGAAGAAUGAUGGUGUGAAGAAAAGAAAGUCCAGUUCCAGCGUUCAGUUAAUGGAAUCGUCAGAGAGCACAAACACUACCAUUGAAGAUGAAGACACCAAAGUACGAAAACAGGAAAUAAUUAAGGUGACGGAGCAGCUGAUCGAAGCAAUAAGCAAUGGGGAUUUUGAGUCCUACACAAAGAUGUGUGACCCUGGGAUGACCGCUUUUGAACCAGAAGCUCUAGGGAACCUGGUGGAAGGGCUGGAGUUCCAUCGCUUUUACUUUGAGAACUUGUGGUCCAGAAACAGCAAGCCUGUGCACACUACUAUCCUGAACCCGCACAUCCACUUAAUGGGAGAUGAGUCUGCCUGCAUUGCUUAUAUCCGUAUCACACAGUACGUUGACACAAGUGGAAUCCCUCGCACCGCACAGUCUGAGGAAACUCGAAUCUGGCACCGCCGGGAUGGCAAAUGGCAAAUUGUUCACUUCCACAGAUCUGGAGCACCUUCUGUUUUACCACACUGAAGCAUUCGGUGCUCAGGCCAAGUUUCAUACUGCCUCACUAUCAAGGGAAGACCCCUGCUAUCCUUCGUCUAAGGAACUUGGCUGCUGUCUCUACUGCUUGAUUCUUGCUGGGAUUCCUUUCACACAGAGCUCCUCACAAGUAAUCCAAUGAGAAUUUCAUGGACUUUUCUCUUUCUGUUUCACAUGCUCCGUGUUUGCUGCUUUGUGCCAGCCUAGUACAAUAGGGCAUCUGCCUGGCCCACAUCUGCAUGAAAAAGCUUUCUGUGUAAAAGAAGAAACCAAGAGAAAUAGCCUGAGUGUACAGCCUUCCAUCACCAUCACUGACCUUAGACCUCAUGGGUCCACAUUCAUUAAAUAUUGUCACAAUUAACUGUGAUUCUCACAGGGGCAGAUUUGACGUGUAUUUCAACCACACCAUUUCCAGUAAAUCUUUCAGGAAGUGACAGAAAUGGGAGCGUGCACGGAAGGUGCAAGCUACCCCCUGCCAGAGUAGGUUUGCCAGUCUCCUGCUUUCACUGGUAGAUGUAUACUUAGUGCAGAUGUUCUUGCUCUAAUGUGCUCUUGGUCAGCACUUUGUCACUCUAGCACUAUUGCAUCUUUGCAUCAUGAAGCUAAAAAUCUGAUAACUAUCAGCCCAAACCCUGAUAAACUUCCUGGGACGAAUAUGAUUUUAUUCAGAGUGGUGAGUAAAAACGUUCUUAAUUUCUCUUCCUAGAGAAGUAAAGUUUUUGUAUGUGUGACUUUUAGUGGUUUGGGAUCCCUAUUUAGUGAAAGGAAACCAGUAACAUUUCAUUGGCAUACUAAUGUGUUAAGAGCAACUAAGUGAAAUGGUAGUUGAAAGAUCCAGUAUAGCAGUGGGGUAUCGUCCCAUGAUUUUUAAACAGGUGGCAGCUCUUUUAUAGCAUGAUGAGGUAUUUCUGCCACAGUGCAGGGUAACAGAGGAACUUUCUUGGUAACAGCCUCCCAAAUUCAAAGUGGUUUCACCUUGUGUUAAAUUCAGCUUUCUUCCUUUGAAUGGGCCUUCUGUCCCCUUAUCUAUGACAUUUUACCCACAUGCUUUUUUUCUGCCCUUCCAAGACUCCAUAGGUUCAUCAUUAAGCAAAAGAAAAACAAGUUUACACUUAAACUCUUUCCCCUGCAUAAGUAGAUUCAGGAAAUUUAACAGCAUUGAAGAUGCUGGCACUAUGGAAACAGAACUGGAGGCCAACACUUUCCAGCAAAGACCGAGAAUGCAAACUUUGCUAAUGACACUUUGAAGUGUUUUGAUUAUGCUUUUAAACAAACAAAAUGAAACGUUUCGCUAUCUCUUGUACUUUGAGUGCAUGCUUUUUUAUAGGAAAAACAAAAACCCUUCUGUGUAAUUUCGUAAAUGGAUUUUGAGUAUUUGCUGAAAUGGAUCUUUAUGUAAUAUCUAAAAAUAUCAACUGUUUGGGGGGUUGUGGCUGAUUUUUAAUGAAGUUGGGGUGGGGCUUAAUAUGUUAUUGUUUACAUAUGGAGUUGACUUUGUGAUGAAUUGUUAUUGAAAGUGCAAGAGUGUAUGAGAAGGUAGAGGUGGAGGAAAGAUUUCUGAUGUGUGUUUUUGGCAAACCUCAUAGGAGAGCGCUAUACCAUAACAGGACUGCUUGUUAUACAGUUUCUGUGUUCCAUGGAAGGUAUGAUCAUCAAAACUGGACAUUCUAACAGAAUUCAAGGGAGAGUGAGGAUGUUCCUCAGCUGGGAUCAAGGGACAGUGUCUGCUUUAAAGGAACAUCAGUGUCAGCUCAAAGGAACACAAAAAUGGAUCCUUCUCAAGCUUGUGCAUUUUUAUAGAUGAUAAUCUGGUAGCUGCUUUGUCUCUGAUGUCACUGUUGUGUCAUUUUGAUGACAUAUAUGGAGGGCUGAAAGAUUUCUAUUUUUGGCAUCACCUUCUUGCCUUCCAGUAGGGGUAUUAGGAGUGUGAUGGCUAUUGUUGUUGGCAGUCUUUCUGUUUCUCAUUCCCUUUUAUUUUUACCAAUUUUAGCAGUCUUUUUGAUGUGAGAUUAACUACAGUGCACUUCAACUUGGACUACAAGAGGAAUUUAUAAAUGGCACUUUGUUCAUUUGCAUGAUACUUAACUUUAUAAACUAUAUGUACUUCAAAGCAAACAGAAUACUUGCUUGAGGACAAUAAUAACAAAAAAAGGGGUAUACUCUGUAUAAAUUCUGGAUAGUGUAAUUUUGCCUUUCCUGUGGUUUGAACUGCUUAGCUUUCCAUCUUAAAAGGGUGGACAUAUGCCAGUAUAGAACCAUGUUUGCAUAGUGCAGAUGUUUGCAAAUUUCCCACUGGAGCUGAGGGGAAGAAACUGCAAUACUUAAUGGGAUUCAGCAGACCCAAACAUGAGUUUACUGUUUACUUGGGAUGAAGUAUAAAUAUGCCAGUUACAAGUCUGUAAUCCCCAAAAGUGGAUAUAAAAAGAGUAACACGUCUGGAUCACUGGAGCUAUGUUAAUGCUCAGUGAAUUUAAAGAGAAUUACAUUGGCAGGCCAACAUGUCACAUGCUCUAUGCUCUUUUUUUUAA
This is a messenger RNA of Sphaerodactylus townsendi, 4214 nucleotides long. RefSeq names its product calcium/calmodulin dependent protein kinase II alpha (gene CAMK2A). The transcript has 19 exons. Gene Ontology annotation, biological process: protein phosphorylation. Bases 208 to 1677 code for a protein of 489 amino acids. The record is from RefSeq and is a predicted model, not a curated record. Gene Ontology annotation, molecular function: ATP binding; calcium/calmodulin-dependent protein kinase activity; calmodulin binding. Lineage: Eukaryota; Metazoa; Chordata; Lepidosauria; Squamata; Sphaerodactylidae. Gene Ontology annotation, cellular component: neuron projection; cytoplasm.